AUGAUCGCGCUCAUCUCUGUGCUCUUUGCGUUCUUGGCUCCACAGAGCACAGCGCUCAUCUCUGGCGAUUUGAAUUGCACGAGCUACAACGGAUCGCAUGUGAGUAUCGGGAAUUUGUUAAUGCAAGACUCUGACUGAAAAUGAGUACCGUUUCAGUUCGUGUACUCUCCGUCGGCGGUCGCCUGCUCGAAUAUCAUCUCGGACGCCUCUUGCGCGGUCCUCUACCCGGCUCCAGUCACAGCCGACGGCUUUCCGACUGCUGGAGGGCUCUCCGAAAGACCGCUCGCCUGCUACACCACCGCGACAGCCACCCCUGCCGCUGUCAUCCAGGACAUGAAGACCGCCUCGUUGUCCACGUGCCCAAAGACUUGCGGACUUUGUUGCCAGACCGACGCCUACAGCUGCAGGAAUGUUGACUGUGAGUAAUCUCGAUUCUAGAGUAGGUGUAUGUCCGAUUUUCAGAUCCUCGCCUCAACUGCGCCACGAUCACCUCCUCCCAAUGUAAUUCUGUCGCGUGGCGUACGAUCAUCGCCGCCGACUGCCCAUCCGCUUGCGGAUUCUGCGGAUCCGGCGGAUGCGUCGACGCCGUCACCAACUGCGGAAACGACUUGAGCAUCUGCCGAACUGUCGGACUUCAAGACUUUGUGAACACGUACUGCCAGAGAACGUGCGGAAGAUGUCCGUCGUCUACCUCUUCCUCCUCCUCCACCACCGCUUCUUCCUCUUCUUCCUGCACAUCCUACACCGCCGACAGCUCGACGCACUGCUCCGCCUGGGCCACCAACGGCUUCUGCUCCAACACCUUCUACACGUAUGCUCAGCGCAAGGCUAGAUGCGCCACCACUUGCAAACUUUGCUAA
Messenger RNA from Caenorhabditis sp. 36 PRJEB53466, 860 nucleotides. Lineage: Eukaryota; Metazoa; Nematoda; Chromadorea; Rhabditida; Rhabditidae. The record is from the annotation of a GenBank genome assembly.